GUUGCGAGCGCCCCUGGGUCUUCUCCAGCUCGGCAGGCUCCGUUCUUGGGAUUCGGAUCCUGCUGCGGCCGCCAUUGGUUCCAGGGGCCAUGCUGGGCUGCGCACGGCGGGUUUGGCUGGUCGAGUGAGCGCCUGGGCUGUUGAGCUCCCCCGCCUUUUCCACCGGCCGAUUACCUGGACUAGCAAAGGAAGACAGAACAGAACAGAACAGAGCAGGGCAGGUUGUGCCUUCGGUCUCGAAGAGGGGGACGGGGACGGGGACGGGGACGGCUCGUGCCGCUUCUCCUGAGCGCGCUUCGCCUAGUCUGUAGGCGCAAAGCGGAGACCCGUCCGCGAGUUUGAAAGAGAUGUCUUCCGCAGCAUCCCCUUUUCCCCGGCUGUGCUGAGCUUGCCGUGGGGCUCCCGCGCCGGUUCCGGAUCGGAUUCGAGUUUCUUAAUUCGGUUCUGCCCAUUUCUGUCCGAAGAGGCGACGAUCAUGCUGGGCGCAGGGAGCGAGAGUUCGGGGCGCCUCUGGAUGCUUUGGGGUCUCUGGAGCGUCGCGCUUUGGCUGCCUAGUAUGGAAGCGUGUCCCAGUAAAUGUACCUGCUCUGGAUCCAAUGUGGAUUGUCACGGAUUGGGACUUAAAACGGUGCCCCGAGGCAUUCCCAGGAAUGCGGAGAGACUUGACUUAGACAGAAACAAUAUUACAAGGAUUACAAAGGUGGACUUUGCUGGGCUUAAGAAUCUUCGUGUUCUGCAUUUGGAAGAGAAUCUAAUUAGCGUGAUAGAACGUGGAACAUUUCAAGAUCUAAAACAACUAGAACGACUACGCCUGAACAGAAAUAAACUGCAAGUUCUUCCAGAACUGCUUUUUCAGAACACACUGAAGCUAACCAGACU
Messenger RNA from Python bivittatus (Burmese python), 879 nucleotides. The record is from RefSeq and is a predicted model, not a curated record. NCBI's taxonomy places the organism in Eukaryota, Metazoa, Chordata, Lepidosauria, Squamata, Pythonidae.